Molecule: messenger RNA, 1667 nt
Organism: Argentina anserina (silverweed cinquefoil)
Lineage: Eukaryota; Viridiplantae; Streptophyta; Magnoliopsida; Rosales; Rosaceae
Product: cysteine desulfurase 1, chloroplastic
Exons: 11
Coding region: 146-1525 (459 amino acids)
Molecular function (GO): cysteine desulfurase activity; pyridoxal phosphate binding
Source: RefSeq, a predicted model, not a curated record
CCAUCGACCCAGCUGCCCAAGCUCAAGAGAGUCAUCAGCUGACUUCAUUCGCCUUUCUCUUCUGUCAACCCCAACUCAGCUCCAACUUGUACUCAUACUUCUCCAAGUGACUUGUGAAAGGAAGUACCAAAUUAACAAGUUAUUGAUGAGGACGCUGGAAGGAGUGGCCCUAAAAUUGCCACCACAAUCAUUCCCAAUGAUAAGAGACCCUGCCUGCCGCACCCCUCGGGCCUUCCGACGCUUUCUCGUAUCAGCUUCAACUGCUGGAGCUCCACCCACAUCCCUUUCACUCGGUCACUUGACCCGACCUGAUUUCCCCAUCCUUCACCAGGAAGUAUAUGGCUCUAGACUUGUCUACUUGGACAAUGCAGCAACCUCCCAGAAGCCAAUCACUGUGUUAAAGGCUUUGCAGGAUUACUAUGCAGGUUACAAUUCAAACGUCCAUCGUGGGAUACAUUACUUAAGUUCAAAGGCGACGAUGGAAUAUGAACUGGCCAGAAAGAAGAUUUCAGAGUUUAUCAAUGCAUCAGAUUCUCGAGAAAUUGUUUUUACUAGGAAUGCUACUGAAGCUAUCAAUCUGGUUGCUCACUCGUGGGGGCUCCAAAAUAUAAAAUCAAAUGAUGAGAUUCUUCUCACAGUCGCCGAACAUCACAGUGCGAUUGUUCCUUGGCAACUUGUAGCUCAAAAGACUGGUGCCGUUUUAAAAUUCGUGGAAUUAAAUGAAGAUGGAGUUCCAGAUGUGGAAAAGUUAAAAGAUAUGCUUUCGAGAAAGACAAAACUUGUAGUUGUUCAUCAUGUCUCAAAUGUUCUUGGUUCUACUCUCCCUAUUGAAGAUAUCACGUCUUGUGCUUAUGAUGUUGGCGCAAAAGUUCUUGUAGAUGCUUGUCAGAGUGUUCCGCACAUGGUGGUUGAUGUACAGAAUCUUAAUGCUGACUUUCUUGUUGCUUCUUCUCACAAGAUGUGUGGACCUACGGGAAUUGGAUUCUUAUAUGGCAAAAGUGAUCUACUUUCUUCUAUGCCUCCGUUUUUAGGUGGUGGAGAAAUGAUAUCCGAUGUAUUUCUCGAUCAUUCCACUUAUGCUGAACCUCCAUCUAGAUUCGAGGCUGGAACACCAGCUAUUGCCGAAACAAUUGGGCUAGGAGCAGCUAUUGAUUAUUUGUCUAAAAUUGGUAUGCAACGGAUACAUGAGUAUGAGAUAGAGCUGGCCAAAUAUCUAUAUGAAAGUCUUUGUUCAAUACCCAACAUUCGCAUUUAUGGUCCGGUACCUUCAGAAAAUGUCCACCGUGCUGCUCUUUGUUCUUUCAAUGUUGAGAGUAUACACCCUACGGAUUUGGCUACUCUUCUUGAUCAAGAGCAUGGAGUGGCUAUUCGAUCAGGUCACCAUUGCGCCCAACCCCUUCAUCGACAUUUAGGAGUUGGUUCAAGUGCACGUGCAAGUCUCUACUUCUACAACACUAAAGAAGAUGUUGAUGACUUUAUCCAUGCCUUAGAUGACACGGUCAGAUUCUUUAAUUCUUUCAGGUAGUAUUGUAGAUCUUCAAUUCCCAGCCAAUUGUAGAUUCUGUAUCAGUUAAGUUAUUUGAGACUGAUUCUCUUAGCGUACAUACUUUCGGAUAUGUUGACCAGAAAAAGCAAAAGGCUCAAAGUUAGUAAAACUUUUAGCAGAA